AUGGAGUGUAAUUGUAAUUCCUCUCUGGGUCCUUUUCCCUCGACUUACUGGAGCAGAACAGUGCUGUUCCCUGAUUGGGCGUAUAAACCAGCGUGGUCUCCAGGCUCGCGGCAGGUGCAGUUAUGGCACUUCCUGUUGGAGCUGUUGGGGCGUGGCGAAGGCGGAGCGAUCACGUGGGGCAGCGAAUGGGGAGAGUUUGUGAUCAGAGACCCAGAGAGAUUGGCUAAACUGUGGGGGGAGAGGAAGGGCAAGCCGCACAUGAAUUACGACAAACUCAGCAGAGCUUUAAGGUAUUAUUAUAAUAAGCGAAUUUUGCACAAGACCAAAGGAAAACGUUUCACCUACAAGUUUAACUUCAGUAAACUAAUCUUAGUGAAUUACCCAAGUCUUCCAACCUGCCCACAGAAUACAACAUCUGUCCCUUUCUCUGCCUUUCCUUCUCAGCUUUCCUUCUACCAGCCUUCUAUUGACAGGGCUGUUCAGUCAAUUUCUCAUCCCCUUUUCCUGCCGUACAGCUUCCCCAAACCUCUCCCCUUUCCCCAGACACAUCCAAUCCAAAAGCAGUUUCCCCUCUUUUCUGGCCCACCUCCCUCAGGAACUAAUCUAUCAGAGCUCUCCCGCCUGUCACCUUUCAACUCCGUCCUUCAGUUCACACAGACUUUAAACUGGCCAGUCAGAAGCAGCACAGAGUGGCCUCUCAACAGAGUCAUGGGAUUACAAGAGAGGAUUAAAAGUGGACCACAAGACAAAAACCAUGACAACCAAGACAACAUAAAAAUAUUUCCUGAGACCAUGCAGUAAACGUUUUAGUACUAUUAUUGGGUUUAAUAUAAUUAUCUUUUUUUGUUGUUGUUUGUAAGUUUAUAAAUCCUUAUUGGCAGGUUGAGA
Molecule: messenger RNA, 888 nt
Organism: Sinocyclocheilus rhinocerous
Lineage: Eukaryota; Metazoa; Chordata; Actinopteri; Cypriniformes; Cyprinidae
Product: protein FEV-like
Exons: 5
Coding region: 1-801 (266 amino acids)
Biological process (GO): cell differentiation; regulation of transcription by RNA polymerase II
Cellular component (GO): nucleus
Molecular function (GO): sequence-specific DNA binding; DNA-binding transcription factor activity, RNA polymerase II-specific
Source: RefSeq, a predicted model, not a curated record